CUUAGAUAAAAAUCUGAAUGACAAUUUUUGGAAACCUCCUCCUCUCUGUUUUUUCAUCUUCCUCCGUUCAGCACGUUACUGUGUCGCUGAUUUCUGGGAAAGAAACACGUAGCUGAUAUUGCUGGAGGUUUGUUACCUCUCAGUGACUCAGUGACUCACAAUCGAACGACAACGGUGCAGACGAGGACAAUACUAUUCUGACAGCUGCGAGCGAGGAUGAAGAGUCAUUAAGAUGUCCCUUAGCUGUUUUACAUGGCCAUGAAGUCACAGAAUCUACAACGGCAUCUUACACUCUAUUGGAGCGGAAGCCUGAUUGUAUGGAAUUUCUGCGCAUGAGGUUGAUCUGAAUAACGCAGAUUCACAGAAUUGACUGAAUUGUACACCGUAGACUGAACAUGAAGAGGACCUACUUCCUUCUGAUUUUCUUGCAAAAUGCUCUCUCGAUGGCUCCACACGACCACAAGGUAACUUUACGUUUGGAAAUUCAACCAAGAGCUGCGUUUACUGGUGAACGGGUUGUCCUGAAGUGUUUAUGGUCCGAUCUAAAUCCAGACCCUUCUGUACCCUACCGGUGGUAUAAAAAUAACCAGUUCUGGAAACUUACGUAUCAUAAUACUUACGUCAUCAACUCAGCGAAACUUUCGGACGCAGCAAGAUACCGCUGUGAGUUUAACUCUCAUCAGUGGAAAUGGGUUUCACAGGACGAAAACGUUGUUGUUACAGGCGGUAAAAUCGCCCUUGAAGUCGACCGGUCUUCAGUUUUCGAGGGAGAAACUCUGCAGCUGACUUGCCGGUGCAAAAACCCACGUAGGAGAUACCAAGUCAAAUUUGCCAAAAAUUGGAUCCUGUUUCAUUCCUUGACGGGGGUGAAUAAGAUUACGGUGCACAGAAUGAAAGUCAAUGGCUUUCAGGAUAGUGGAUAUUAUCGUUGCAUUAUUGACAGCAAACAUUCCAAUGCAGUGGACGUGGUUGUUCAUGAACUGUUUUCCAAACCGGUGCUGAGGAUCGAACAAGCUCCCGAAAUAUUGGAGGGGGAACGAUUAACACUGGAUUGCUUUGUCCGAACGAUCAAUUCUAACUUCCCUCUGCAAUACGCUUUCUACAAAGACAUCGAGACACUGAAUGCUAUUUCAGAACAUCGUGAAAUGCACUUCGGAACCGUGACGCCAGAAAACUCAGGAACUUACUUUUGCGAAGCAUCUUCGGUGGUGCUGGAUGUGCGAAAGAGGAGCGACAAGGUUUCCGUUUCUGUAAGAGAACUCUUUUCCAAACCGUUGCUGAGGAUCGAUCAUGCUCUCGAAUUUUUAGAGGGAGAACUACUAACACUGGAUUGCUUUGUCGAAACGAUACUUUACGAUGUUCCUCUGCAUUACACGUUCCACAAAGACUUCAGGGUUCUGAAUGCCAAUUCAGAGUUCCAUGAGAUGUACAUAGGAGCCCUGAGGCUGGAAAACUCGGGAAGCUACUUUUGCGAAGCAAGUUCGCAGCAGCUGGAUGUGAGAAAGACGAGUGAAGAGGUAUUCAUUUCAGUAAGAGAGCUCUUCUCCAAACCAAUACUAGAGGCGGAUUAUGAAGCUGAAAUAUUUGAAGGAGACUCAUUAAUGCUCACCUGCUUUGUCCAAAUGAACAGUUCCAAUGCACUUCUUCAAUACACAUUUUACAAAGACGACGAAGCACUGGAGGGAGCUUCAGAUAUCAACCAAAUAUGGAUGGAAACGGUGUCAUUGCAAGACUCUGGUACAUACUACUGCGAAGCAAAUACACUGACCCAGGCUGUGGUGAAGAGCAGCAAUGAAGUGUUUAUUUCAGUAAACCAGAGUUUCUCAAAACCGACAUUGAGGGCAGAAUCCGAGACACAAUUAUUUGAAGGGCAGAUUUUAAAACUUGUGUGUCAAGUUGAAGUAUUUCGGCCGGUUACGCUGGCUUUCGCAUUUUACAAAGAUGGAGCGGCUCUCAAUUACUUCUAUGAUGAGAAUUUUUACGUUUCGAGGGUAUCUUGGCUAGACGAUUCGGGCAUUUAUCAAUGUCAAGUGACUGCUCUGCGAGGCGUAGUGAAGAUGAUGAGUGAUCAGCUUUCCAUCUCAGUCCGAGGAAUUCCUGUGUCCAAGCCAGUACUUACAAUGAGUCCGACCAAAGAGCUGAUGGAAGGAGGCACGGCGCUCCUAAACUGCACUGUGACCAAUGGCUCUAAACCUAUUACUUAUAUUUUCCUCAAAGAUGGGGAGAAGGAAUUAUACCGAGAGGAAUCGAACCAGACUGAAAUUCCAUACGAAAUUGUUAAUGUAAACAAAAUCUUGGAAGGAAAUUAUAGCUGUGUUGUUGAAAACGCCGCGUCGGAACUCCGCCUUUACAGUGACUUCAUUAAGAUUACAGUAACCGUGCAAAGUCCCGCAACCAGAAUUAGUCUUUCAACUCUUUCCUGUCUUCUCGUCACUGCCCUGAUUGGAUUGUACUUCCUCAGGCGUCGGAGCAAGAACCAGAUCUGUACAGGUGAACCCGCAAGUGCUUCGCAAAGUCAGCGGAUGAAUGCGGGGAAUGGAUCUCAGCCAAAUAAUGACGAAACAACCUCAAAUAACUUGGAGUAUGCCGUGGUGGGGAUUGCUCGGGAUUCUGAUUUCAUUGAGUUGUCUGCUGGCGUUGUUUAUUCGGAAUGCAUCAUAAAGGAACAAAGCGACUAUGCUAACACAAGAGAAGUUUCAAGAGAGAAAAGAAAUAACGUGGUGAGCCCCAGCGAUUACAGCGUCGUGUAUGCCGCAGUGAAUCACAUGAAAAUGGGUGCCGGUUUGGAAAGGUCUGACACAGAUGAACCAGAUAGCAGUGAAACAAACUUCUAUGAAAACUUUGCAAGAAAGUAAAACGACACGGACAACUUCAACUGAAAUUCUGCGUGCAAAACAGUUGGACUUUGAAGGGGAUAUUAUUUUUACUUUUCAUUUUCAGUGUUAAGCCAAUGUAUUCCAAGAGUAACACACACAAAUACUGGAGGAAACUAGCAGGGGUCAGAAGUGAGUGCAAUUGUUAUUACUAGGGAGAAGGUAUUUUGGAAUUCAAAGGUCUGAAAAUGGAAAGUCACCUAAACCAUAUGGUCUAAACAUUAGGGCUCUGAAAGAGGUGGCUGUGGAGACUGUGGAGGCAAUGGUAAUGAUCUCUCAAGAAUCAGUAGAUUCUGAUAUGUUUCUAGAGGACUGAAAAAUUGUGAAGGUCAAUCCAUUCUUCAAGAAGGGAGGAAAUUAUAGGCUAGUUUGCGUGAUCUCAAUGGUGGGGGAAAUGUUGGAGAUGAUUGUUAAGCAUGAAGUAUCAGGGUACUUAGAGACACAUGAUAAAGUAAGCCGAAGUCAGCAUGGUUUCCUUAAGGGAAAAUCCAGGCUGGCAAAUCUGUUGGAAGUCUUCGAGGAAAUAACAAGUAGGAUAGACAUGUGGAAUAUGUGGAAUUCGUUGCCACUGGCGGCUGUGGAGAUCAGGUCAUUGGGUAUAUUUAAGGCAGAGGUUGACAGGUUGAAUGCUAUAAUUGCACUCCUCCAUUUUACGGACUUAUGGCCUUAUGGUCAGGCAGCAUCAUUGAAGAGGAAUACAGUGAUGAAGGUUCUCUGCCCGAAUAAUCGAUUGCGUAUUUCUGCAUAGAUGCUACGGGACCUGCUGAAUUUCUUCAGCAUUUUGUCUGUUGCUCUGGAUUUUAGCGUCAGCAAAGUCUUCUGUGUUGAUGCAUUCCGAAAGUUGUAUUUUUAUUGGUUGGUACGUGUUCUUCAGCAUUAAACAUUUAUAUUAUGUCAUUUUGCAGUCCUGGUAGGUAACAAAAUGCCGACGGGUCCAACAUGUUACUUUGAUUUGGUAAUUUUUCAUGUUUGACACUAUCACCUGCACAACAAAUGUUUUUUUAGUUAG
This is a messenger RNA of Mobula hypostoma (lesser devil ray), 3882 nucleotides long. Its product is annotated as Fc receptor-like protein 5. Gene Ontology annotation, cellular component: plasma membrane. The transcript is spliced from 18 exons. The record is from RefSeq and is a predicted model, not a curated record. Gene Ontology annotation, biological process: cell surface receptor signaling pathway. Bases 396 to 2855 code for a protein of 819 amino acids. Lineage: Eukaryota; Metazoa; Chordata; Chondrichthyes; Myliobatiformes; Myliobatidae. Gene Ontology annotation, molecular function: transmembrane signaling receptor activity.